Molecule: messenger RNA, 820 nt
Organism: Capsicum annuum
Lineage: Eukaryota; Viridiplantae; Streptophyta; Magnoliopsida; Solanales; Solanaceae
Product: 40S ribosomal protein S11-like
Exons: 6
Coding region: 124-603 (159 amino acids)
Biological process (GO): translation
Cellular component (GO): ribosome; cytosolic small ribosomal subunit
Molecular function (GO): structural constituent of ribosome
Source: RefSeq, a predicted model, not a curated record
AGUUAGAUUACAUAAGUUUCUUUAAGCCCACACAUCCCUCACUCUCUGCUGCCAAUUAGGGUUUACUGAUACCAGCCAUAUCUUCUCACUCAGUGCUCCUUCCUUCCUUCCUAACCCUCAACCAUGGCGGAGCAGAUAGAGAAGGCGUUUUUGAAGCAACCUGGUGUUUUUCUAAGCUCUAAGAAGACAGGGAAGGGAAAGAGACCAGGAAAGGGAGGAAAUCGAUACUUUAAGAGUACCGGGUUAGGAUUCAAAACUCCUCGCGAAGCUAUUGAAGGUACGUAUAUUGACAAGAAAUGCCCAUUCACUGGCAAUGUUUCCAUCAGAGGUCGUAUCCUUGCUGGUACAUGCCACAGUGCUAAGAUGAACAGAACCAUCAUUGUUCGUCGCAACUACCUACAUUAUGUCAAGAAGUACCAGAGAUAUGAGAAGAGGCACUCGAAUAUUCCAGCUCACAUCUCACCUUGCUUCCGUGUGAAAGAGGGAGAUCAUGUUAUUAUCGGACAAUGCAGGCCGUUAUCCAAAACCGUGAGGUUCAAUGUCUUGAAGGUGAUUCCAGCCGGUUCUGCUGGUGGCGGGAAAAAAGCUUUUGCCGGAAUGUGAGCUGAGGGGCUCUUCUAUUUUAAUGUUUACAGCUAGGAAUGAUGUCUAGGCUUUUCUGCUUUUGCUGAAUUCCAGUCUUCAUUAAUUUUCUUCUGAAGGUUUAAAUUUUGAAACUUAAUGCUAGCAACAAGUUUAUUUUUCCUAUUAUGCAUAUGUACUAAUCUUAUAAGAGUUUGGUGAUUGAACUUUUUUUCUUAGAAAGGAUUGUUUGGUGAUA